AUGACGAAAGCCACAGACAACCUGAGAUGGCAGAAAAGCGUAAACGACGACGACUACCUCGUCUCGACCAGCAAAGACCUAGUCGACCGCGCAUUCGUCCAAUCUGCGUUCGCCUCAGAAGAAACGUACUGGGCAAAGCCUCUCCCAGACGAGCAGCUCACAGUUCUACUGGACAACUCCCUGACAUUGGGUUUGUACAAAGUAAUACCUGCCGCUCCAUCUCCCAAGAGCGCAGAGACGCCAGACUCGCCACGCACCCCAUCUCCGACCAUCGCGGACGAUCCAUCCGAGCAACUACAGCAGAUCGGCAUGGCACGCUUAAUCACCGACCAUAUGACAACCGCCUACCUCACAGACGUAUACAUCUUACCGGACUACCGUACGCACGGUCUCGGCAAGUGGCUUAUAAAAUGCUGCAACGAGACCUUCGACGCUAUGCCGGCCAUGCGGAGGACUUUUCUCGUUACGAGCCCGGAGGUUGGCAAGAGGUUUUAUGGACGAGAGUUGGGGAUGUGGGAUGUUGGAGACGAGAAGGAGCAUUUGGCUUGUAUGACUAGACGGUUCUUUAGAAUGGACUGA
Saxophila tyrrhenica is the source of this 579-nucleotide messenger RNA. RefSeq lists its product as uncharacterized. The record is from RefSeq and is a predicted model, not a curated record. The coding region runs from base 1 to 579 and encodes 192 amino acids. The transcript has a single exon. NCBI's taxonomy places the organism in Eukaryota, Fungi, Ascomycota, Dothideomycetes, Mycosphaerellales, Extremaceae. Gene Ontology annotation, molecular function: acyltransferase activity, transferring groups other than amino-acyl groups.